AGGCAUCGCCUGCUCUCGAUGCUCCUGUCUCGGGCGCGCAAUGGAAACCGGCUGCUGGUUGCUUGGCGGCGAGUUCGAGGACUCGGUGUUUGAGGAGAGGCGGGAGAGGCGGCCUGGACCGCUUGCGUCCUACCGCGCCAAGCUCUGCGAGCCGCAGUGGUUUUAUGAAGAAACGGGGAGCAGUGAUGAUGUUGAAGCUCUGACUAUCCAGAAAUUCAAAGGGGACCUGGCCUAUAGACGGCAAGAGUAUCAGAAAGCACUGCGAGAGUAUUCCAGUAUCUCAGAAAAACUGCCGUCUACAAAUUUUGCCAUGAAAAGGGAUGUCCAGGAAGGCCAGGCUCGGUGUCUCGUUCACCUGGGAAGGCACGAGGAAGCCCUGGAGAUUGCUACAAACUUGGAAAAUAGGGCAACUAACACAGACCAUUUAACCACUGUGCUCUACCUCCAGUUUGCUAUUUGUUCAAGUUUGCAGAACUUGGAGAAAACAAUUUUCUGCCUACAGAAACUGAUUUCUUUGCAUCCCUUUAAUCCUUGGAACUGGGGCAGAUUGGGAGAGGCUUACCUGAAUCUGGAGCCAGCGCUUGCAACUUUGCUUGCAUCAUCUCACAAACAGAACAGUUUCACCUCGAGUGACAAGGCUAUCAAAUCCUCGUGUCCCCACUCGCGAAAAGACUGUGUUUUGUGUUUCCCUGAAAUGUUGCCUGAGAGCUCUGCAUUAUCUGUGGAAACGAGCAGUGCUAAUAACCAGAAGAAUGAGAAAGCUCUUAAAAAUAUUCAGAACUGUAUGGCAGAAGAGAGAACAGCAGUGUUGCUAGAAACUCAGAUGAAAGCCUGUGCCUCUUUUAUACGAACCAGGCUUUUGCUUCAGCUCGACCAAUCUCAGCAAACAUCGUUUGCUUUGGAGAGGAACUUAAAGACUCAGCAGGAAAUUGAAGCUAAAAUGAAAGGGUUCAGCUUCAAAGAAGACACUUUGCUGUUGAUAGCAGAGUUGCUGUCAUCCCAUCAGCUCUCGCCUCAAGCAAUAAGUAGUCUUUGAAGAUUUAAAGCCAGUGCAACCCGUUCUUUGAGUGGGUUUCUAAUCCAUAAUAAUUUGAGUAUUCAUGGACACAUAGGACCUCAGGGUUUGUAGGAAACCUAGGGACCAUCUAGUCCAAAUCCAAGUGACAAAUUCCCUCUACAGCGUCCCUGCCAAAUGGCUCCCUAACUUUUCAUGCUGAAUCGUGGGAAAUGUUUUGGGACUUAAUUUUAGUUCACUCUCCUUACCAAAGGUGGGCUGAUCACUUAGCGAGUUCAGAUGCAAGCUUCUUACAAACUUAAACUUGGUGGGUGUCUUGUCAAAGAGAAACUAACGCAGAACCUGGACCUGGAUCUGACCGGUAGGGAGCAGUAUUGUGCCUUUAGAGUGAGGGGCAUGCUCUUAAGUCCUGAGGUUGCUGUGGUAACCUUUCUGGAGGGAUGGAGUCUCUCUGGAUCAGGAAAGUGUGGACUCAGCUACAUGCUGCUCAACUGUUUGCUGCCUUUGACUUCUUUGGAGAACUUCUAAGAGAAGGGAUCUGUGCUCUCUACACAGCAGCAGUUACAUUCUGUGCAAGCUCUGCUUUUCUGUCAUUUACAAGGAGGGAGGAUCACUCGCAGUGCAUUUUUGUCAGCUGAAGAUGCUCUAUGAUAUAAGAAGGUUGACCCUCACUCCCUGUAGCCUGAAUGGUACUACUGCCAUGCUAGUGCUUUGGUGAUUUGUUUACUCAGGGAAAGAUGAGACUGGAAGUAGGGGAUGUUUUACAAAUGUGGUCUUGGAUCACUGCUUCUGAAUAAACAUCUUUUCAAUCUGUUGAAUUGUUAGAGUUGUCCCCUGGCUGCUAAAGAAAUACUUCUGUACGAAAUCAUUUACACUUGAUAAAUAGCAUGGUCUUCAUUCUGUGUCUGCUUCCCCUGUUAUUAGGACGGGGUUGUUGUUGUUUUUUCCCCCUCCUACUGCAGGUUAUGGGCGAAGAUAUCGUCCCAGAAAAAAUAAGAGAUGAGGUUCACACAGAGGUGAAGUGUGUUGGCCCUGCAGCCCUGACUGCCUUGGUGAUU
This is a messenger RNA of Kogia breviceps (pygmy sperm whale), 2073 nucleotides long. Lineage: Eukaryota; Metazoa; Chordata; Mammalia; Artiodactyla; Physeteridae. The record is from RefSeq and is a predicted model, not a curated record.